Molecule: messenger RNA, 2051 nt
Organism: Solea senegalensis (Senegalese sole)
Lineage: Eukaryota; Metazoa; Chordata; Actinopteri; Pleuronectiformes; Soleidae
Gene: bmp4
Product: bone morphogenetic protein 4
Exons: 4
Coding region: 396-1607 (403 amino acids)
Biological process (GO): negative regulation of transcription by RNA polymerase II; SMAD protein signal transduction; negative regulation of apoptotic process
Cellular component (GO): extracellular region
Molecular function (GO): growth factor activity; cytokine activity; BMP receptor binding
Source: RefSeq, a predicted model, not a curated record
AAGUUUCCCCGUGUUCAGCGCACUGCCUGCCCUCACUAACUGUACUGGAGACGGAUAGGAAAGCGCGCUGCAAACCCCGAGAGCCCCGGCCUUCACUCAGACCCCGGUCUGCUCUUCUCUUAAAGAGGCGUCGCGAACGGAUCAAUGAGCCAAAAGAACAAGCGGUUUCUCCUUUGAGGCUCGUUUUUGGGCUUUACGCGUGGACUGCCUUACACCUUCCCUUUCAUAUUCACUUCUCUCGAGGAUACCUGUACCUCUACUGAUGGAACAGGGUCACUCCAACGUUCUCCUGCAGCCGCCCAACACCACCUAACAUUUCCUGGAAAAACGUGUCCAUUGCCUGCUCCCAACAAACAUGGACUGUUUUCCCAUGCUUUAUUUUCUGUCGAGACAUCAUGAUUCCUGGUAAUCGAAUGCUGAUGGUCAUUUUAAUAUGCCAAGUCCUGCUGGGAGAGAGCAACCAUGCUAGUCUGAUACCUGAAGAAGGGAAAAAGAAAGUGCCAGGCCUGCAGGGUCGUUCGGCCACUCAGAGCCAUGAACUGCUGCGGGACUUUGAGGCCACGCUGCUGCACAUGUUCGGCCUCAAGAGGCGGCCACGGCCCAGCCGCUCCACCACCGUGCCCCGCUACCUGCUGGACCUCUACCGGCUGCAGUCGGGGGAAGCCGAGGAGGCUGGAGGCCAUGACAUUGCCUUUGAGUACCCGGAGAGAUCAGCCAGCCGGGCGAACACUGUGAGGGGCUUCCAUCAUGAAGAGCACAUGGAGAGGGUGCACGAGUUCGACGCUGGAGAGGCCGCGCCCCUUCGCUUCCUGUUCAACCUCAGCAGCAUCGCCGAGGACGAGCUGCUCUCCUCCGCUGAACUCCGGCUCUACCGCCAUCAGAUCGAUGAGGCCCUCGCCGACGCCCUCUCAGAUGAGCAGGGGCUUCACCGGAUAAACGUGUACGAGGUGCUGAAGCCCCCGCGGCCCGGGCAGCUGAUCACGCAGCUCUUGGAUACGCGGCUCGUGCGCCACAACAUGUCGCGGUGGGAGAGCUUUGACGUCAGCCCCGCCGUGCUGCGCUGGACUCGUGAGCGCCUCCCAAAUUACGGGCUGGCGGUGGAGGUUCUGCACCUCAACCAGACGCCGCGCCACCAGGGCCGGCACGUUCGCAUCAGCCGCUCGCUCCACCAGGAGCCCGGUGAGGACUGGGAGCAGCUACGCCCCCUCCUGGUCACCUUUGGCCAUGACGGGAAGGGUCACCCGUUAACCCGCCGGACCAAGCGCAGUCCCAAGCAAAGGGGCCGCAAGCGCAACCGCAACUGUCGGCGCCACGCGCUGUACGUGGACUUUAGUGAUGUAGGCUGGAAUGACUGGAUAGUGGCGCCCCCUGGUUACCAGGCUUAUUACUGCCACGGGGAAUGCCCCUUUCCUCUGGCAGAUCAUCUGAACUCAACUAACCACGCCAUUGUUCAGACACUGGUGAACUCUGUGAACAACAACAUUCCCAAGGCCUGCUGUGUGCCAACUGAGCUCAGCGCCAUCUCCAUGCUCUACCUAGACGAACAUGACAAGGUGGUCCUAAAAAACUACCAGGAAAUGGUAGUGGAGGGCUGCGGCUGCCGCUAACACACAAACUAACCAGAACUGAGACUCGGACUGGCGACUUGAAAAGAGCAACAUGGACGCUACAACAAAUUAGAAGGUCUUUAUUUCCAAAAAUGUUCACUUGGACCCUUAUUUAUAACUUUAAUGUUGAGGUGUAUGUUUGUCUCACUUUAUUGUUUCUUUGACAGUAUGAUCAUAUAUUUUGACAAAAUAUAUAUUAUAUAUAUUUAUAUCUACAUAUUAAAAAAAUAAAUUGAGUUCUUAUUUUAAAGCUGUACAACUUUUCAUAAUGUACAUUAGAUUGUAUACGUUUUUUUUUAUUGAGAAAAUAGUAAAAAAACAAUCGUAAAAGUAAAAGUUUAUUUACUUGUAAUAUUUAUUGCUUUCACAUUCUAUACAUUGGGAGAGAAGAAUAAAAACAUCGACUGCUUCCAAUAACACAAUUCAACAAGAACACAUAACAAA